GCAGCAUGCAGCAAAUCACUCAUCACCAACAAUUUUUCAACCGAUUAAAAAUUGCCACGUGUCGUUACUUCAUUAAUCCAAAUAACACUAUAAAUACCUCAUAAACUCAAACGAUUUUAAUCAUUCACAACACAAUUACUUUCUAUUACAAACAUUCAAAACAAAAACUAUUUCAUAUAUAUUUAUUAUAUAAGAAAAAAUGUCGAGCACUCAGUUCAACGCAGGACAAAGCCACGGCCAGACUCAGGCCAAGGCGGAGGAAUGGGUUGACUCAGCAAAGGACACAGCACAUGCGGCCCAUGAUAAGGCCUGCGAUGCAGCGGGCAAAACCCAAGAGCAGGCCCAUAGAAGCAAGGAGGAGAGUGCUGGAUUUCUUCAACAGACCGGAGAGCAGGUGGCUCACAUGGCUCAAGGCGCCAUUGAUGGUGUGAAGAACACUCUUGGCAUGGGCGAGAAGAAGUGAGAGAAGGGCAAUUUGGUUAUUUUCUAUUAUUUUAUUUAUUUAUUUAAUUUCGAUAGUUGCAUUGGGACUUCUUAAUAAAGAUCGAUCCCAAGAUGAAAUAAGAGCUAUGGUUAGAAAUAGAUAGUGUUUUGGUUUAUUUUAUUUUAUUUUAGGUAGCAAUAAUAAAGUUGUCAUUUGAUUUAAGAAUUAUGUGUAAUGAAUCUUGUCAAAUGUAGUAAUAAACAAAUAGAAUUUUGAGUACC
Erythranthe guttata (spotted monkey flower) is the source of this 705-nucleotide messenger RNA. RefSeq lists its product as uncharacterized. The record is from RefSeq and is a predicted model, not a curated record. NCBI's taxonomy places the organism in Eukaryota, Viridiplantae, Streptophyta, Magnoliopsida, Lamiales, Phrymaceae.